Messenger RNA from Dromaius novaehollandiae (emu), 3095 nucleotides. It is a transcript of the gene ADPRS, whose product is annotated as ADP-ribosylserine hydrolase. The coding region runs from base 40 to 1152 and encodes 370 amino acids. Lineage: Eukaryota; Metazoa; Chordata; Aves; Casuariiformes; Dromaiidae. The transcript has 6 exons. The record is from RefSeq and is a predicted model, not a curated record. Gene Ontology annotation, cellular component: nucleus; mitochondrion.
GCUCCCCUCCGGGCCGCCAGGGAAGGCGGCGCGGGCAAGAUGGCGGCGGCGGCGGCGGGCGCGGGCUCGGGCGCGGGGCGGGCGGCGGCGCGGCCGCGGCCGGGGCCGGCCCGGUUCCGCGGCUGCUUGGCCGGGGCGCUGCUGGGCGACUGCCUGGGCGCCGUCUUCGAGGGCAGGAGCGUCGUGAAGCUGCCCGACCUGCUGCGCUUCCUCGGCGGCCUGGAGCCGGCGCCCGGCGCGGGGGAGCCGCCCGGCAGCGCCCGCAGAGAAACACUUUCGUACACGGACGACACGGCCAUGAGCAGGUCUGUGGUGCAGUCCCUGCUCGCCAAGCGAGAGUUUGAUGAAGUUGAUAUGGCCAAGAGGUUUGCUGAGGAAUACAAGAAGGAACCCAACAGGGGUUAUGGGAUGGCUGUUGUCAAUGUGUUUAAGAAACUCCUGAGCCCCAAGUGCAGUGAUGUGUUUGAACCAGCGAGAGCACAGUUUAACGGAAAAGGCUCCUAUGGAAAUGGCGGUGCCAUGAGGGUGGCAGGCAUUCCGCUGGUUUAUUCUGAUGUCCAGGAUGUAAAGAAGUUUGCAAAGCUCAGUGCUGAGCUAACCCAUGCCAACUCCCUAGGCUACAACGGGGCCAUCCUGCAGGCCCUGGCAGUGCAUCUGGCCCUGCAGGGAGAACUCAGCAAGGAGAGUUUCCUCGAGCAGCUGAUUAGCCACAUGGAAGAUGUAGAAGCAGAUGAUAGGUCUCUUACUGACGCCCGAGCGCUAGGAUUUGAGGAUUUACCGUUUUCAAGGCGUCUAAAGAAGAUAAAAGAAUUUUUGGAGCUCAGCAGUGUUCCCAAAGCGGAUGUAUUGUUUGAAUUAGGCAAUGGCAUUGCUGCUCUGCGGUCUGUCCCUACUGCAAUUUACUCCUUCUUGCGCUGUAUGGAAGCUGACCCAGAUAUUCCUGAUCACUACAGCAACCUGCAGAGGACCAUCAUCUACUGUAUCUCUCUGGGUGGAGACACAGACACCAUUGCUACCAUGGCAGGAGCCAUUGCAGGGGCUUACUAUGGGGAGGAGCAGAUACCCCCAAGUUGGGAGCAGAGCUGUGAAGCUUUUCAAGAGACAGAGAAGCUGGCAAAUAGCUUGUACGAACUCUACUGCCAGCGGCUCUGAGCCCCGAAGGGAAUGUGUUUUCUGAAGGUAAAGCCGGUGGUCACCUCUGCUUUUCUGGUCAGAAAGUUUGUGGUGGAUCCGCACCAUCUACAGAUGCCAGUGAGCCUCCACCUGAGAAAGACAUCUGGUGUGACUUGAGAGCUGGACGCAAGAGCUGGGUUUGAAGAGGGACAUAUCCUUCAGUUACAUUUUGGCUGGGAAGCAGAUGCAUGUGGCACUUUGGGCAGUGGAGUGAUUCUCCACUGUUUACAGCAGCGCCUAGUUCCUCAUAAUAUUUCUGCUUUGUCCCAUCCUUAUGCCAUUAUGUCACUAUCAUUACAAUUACUGUGAUGUGGGUGAGUGUCUGAAUCCACUGACUUUCUAGCUGAUUUUCCUAGCUGAUAUCCACGGCCUUCAUUUCUGUUGUUAGUGAUCUGUCCUGCAGUGGCUUUGAUAUGCUUCGUACCCCUCUUAAAGAAGUAGUUCACGCUCAGCUGACCAGCUAAAGGACGUAGGUGGGAGUCGGCAGAGAGGCAUAUCACUGGAGAGCCUGGAGCACAUCCUGUAUAGUGGUACUGAUUACCACCUAUGUUAGGGAGUAAGGAUGCUGAAAGAUAGACCUCAUAGGAAGAUUCACUUCAUUAAAAGCAGAAUGAAAAGUGCCAGAGAUAGCAGAAGGGAUUUCUUUGCAUUUCCAGUGGCAUUUUAAGAAAUGCCUUUGGUCCAUGCAGAUAGAAUCCCAGUUGGCUCAUUGUUACUGUUGGAAGAAGGCAUAAUGCUCACUGUUUCUAGCUCUACCGUCCACUUGACAUCAUCCUGAUUUGUUACAUUUUGUGUUUCCUUGCAUAGCUGACUUUCACACUGCUGCAGCUGCUCUUGCCAUUUCCUUUUGUUCCCUAAUCCUUGCAUCCUGCAUUCUUAAUCCUGUCCUAUGUGCAUCCAGAGCACCAAAUAAGAUUGCUGUUUAAACCUGUGGGUGGAGAUACGCUGUGAAACCUAGUGUUACACAAGGGUUAAAUUCUUGAUUCUGCUGCUGUCAGUGGAAAAAAAUGACUUCAGUUGGAAACAGGAGUUGCCUCUCACAGCUUUAAAACUGUACUUGGUAAGAAUCUUCUGAAAUUAACGGGAAAGCAAGUUUCAGUGGGGGGAGACUUUAUCAGAGUUUAAAAGAAUUUCUACAUUUGAAACUGGUACAAGUGGCCAAGAAUUUUCCAGGAAAGCUGUGUUCCACAGUUUUACUUUUAAAACCUUUGACCGAUGGAGCUGGUCAGAGAGGCAAUGACCUGAGCUUGCAUACAGCCAGAAGCAUGUCUAAAAAGGAUUAAAAGGUCUCUGAUAAUUAAAAGCAAAAAGAAAGAAAGAAAGAGGCAAAGAGUCAUCAUAUGGAAAUGUUUAUAAAUUUGAAUGUGACUAUGAUUCUCUAUACUCUCUCUAAUACUUCUGUGGAACUGGGAAGUGAAUGUUCUGCUCUAAUGGAGUUCACUCCCCGUUGACAUUAGCACAUGGUUAUUGUGUGUGUCAGGCUGCAUGCACAUGUAGAAAAUCUGAUUGCAAUAGGGGCAUUCCAGUUUUUCCUGUACUCUACUUCCUUCAAGUACCAGUCUUCUGUGUGAUGCUUUAAUGGGUUUUCCUUGUAUAAAUAUGAGUAUCUUGUCUUGCGAACAUGUGGAAUUAUGGUCUACUGUAUAUUUAUGGGUUGUGCUUCAGAUCUAAGUUGUAAAAUGUCAGUUUUUUCAAAUUGCUCUGCCAGAGAUGUCAGCAUUUUUGACAGAGUUAUUUAAAAGAAGAAAUUCUCCUUUUAAAGCAGCUUUAAAAUUUUUAACGUGUGGAACUUAUGAAGAAUGGACAUAUUUCCUGUUAAAAAAAAAUAUAGCUCAUUUUAGGCCGGAAUUUAACUGCACACUGACAUUCAACUCUGACUUUCUUGGAAAGAAAUAAAAUCACUUAGCUAUCUUUGUUAAUUA